UUUUCAAAAUGUUGUUGUGGGGAUGUCAUAUAUCAAAAUAUUUAAGAAAUAUACUAUAAUUUUUCUUGUAGUAUGCUUCUUUAGCACUGUUAUAUAGAAACAUGUGCCUAUUAAAACCUAGAAGAUAUAUUUUUAGUUUCUGUAGAAUGUGUGAAUUUUUCUUAUGGCCAAAAGAUAUGAAAAUGUAGAGGACUUGAUAUAAGAAGGUGGAUUUAAAGGCGAGAGAGAGAGAGGAAGAGAGAGAGAGAAUGAUGAAAAGUGAUUAAGAGGUUAUUUUGACUUGUCAGUAAUAUUGUCACUGUAUGUAAGCUGUUAAACUUCUUAGUACUGAUGGGGUAAAACUGUCGAAACGGCCACACAAAAGAGAACAGAGAAUCACCAGACAGGCUGACAGGACACGGUACAAUAAAGCGGCCAACAUCGAUGAUCAGUGGGUUAUCACUUUGUCUUUGUGUCUCUAGCACCUGCUACUAAUUGGUGCAGAGAGCUCACCAGUUCCUAUGUGGUUUAGCACACUCAGCUCUCCUGGCCCGUGUUGAAGCAGGACAGCUAAUUGCUGUUGCUUCCGUGCCAGUGCAUCACCAUGCUGAGCUAAUAGCGACAGAUAGAGGGCAGACGGAUUCCUGUGAGCAGCUUAGAGUUAGUUGCCUGUGAUAACUAAGGCAGUUGGCAUGCAUCUCAGAACGGGGAGAAAGAGAGUGUGCCUUCUGGGUUAAUACGUGGAGGUUUUUUUUUUUUUUUUUAAUCUCUAGUAACAUUUUCGUGAUGAGCCAGGACUGGAUGUUAGUGCCUCACAGCAACAAGACGUGUGGCAUGAGAACAAAUCGUCUUGGAACUAGAUCAUGAGCAUUGGUUGUUUUGAAAGGAAUGUGCAGGAGGCAGCCUUGGCAAGAAAACUUGCUGCAUAAUCUUACUCGGGCUAAAGAUGAAACUUUAAACCGGCAAAUCAUCCUUGGGUGGAAUUUGACAGAAGAUGUUCCAAAAGUUUUAUCUCUGGAAAUGGUUAGCUUCAGGGAUUAUUCUGGGCUCUCUCUUCACAAUCUGCUUGGGCCAGUAUGAUGACGACUGGCAAUAUGAGGAUUGCAAACUAGCUAGGGGAGGACCACCAGCCACCAUAGUUGCCAUUGAUGAAGAGAGUCGGAAUGGUACAAUUCUGGUGGAUAACAUGCUGAUCAAAGGGACUGCUGGUGGACCAGACCCGACCAUAGAACUCUCUCUAAAGGACAAUGUGGAUUACUGGGUGUUGCUGGAUCCUGUUAAACAGAUGCUUUUCCUGAACAGCACAGGCAGAGUUCUGGAUAGAGAUCCGCCAAUGAACAUACACUCCAUCGUGGUGCAAGUCCAGUGCAUCAACAAAAAAGUGGGCACUGUUAUCUACCAUGAAGUUCGAAUCGUGGUGAGAGACAGGAAUGACAACUCACCCACAUUCAAGCAUGAAAGCUACUAUGCCACAGUGAAUGAGCUCACUCCUGUUGGCACCACGAUAUUUACAGGCUUUUCAGGAGACAAUGGAGCUACAGACAUAGAUGAUGGGCCAAAUGGACAGAUAGAAUAUGUUAUUCAAUAUAAUCCAGAUGAUCCGACAUCCAACGACACCUUUGAAAUUCCCCUCAUGUUGACUGGAAAUAUAGUGUUAAGAAAGAGACUCAACUAUGAAGAUAAGACUCGCUACUUUGUCAUCAUCCAAGCGAAUGACCGUGCACAAAAUCUGAAUGAACGGCGAACCACCACCACCACCCUCACAGUGGAUGUUCUGGAUGGAGAUGAUUUGGGUCCAAUGUUUCUUCCUUGUGUCCUCGUGCCAAACACUCGAGAUUGUCGCCCACUCACCUAUCAAGCUGCCAUACCUGAGUUGAGAACUCCAGAAGAACUGAAUCCUAUCAUUGUUACCCCAUUGAUUCAAGCCAUCGACCAGGACCAGAAUAUUCAACCACCAUCAGAUAGGCCAGGCAUCCUCUAUUCCAUCCUUGUUGGGACUCCUGAGGAUUACCCACGAUUUUUUCAUAUGCAUCCCAGGACUGCAGAACUUAGUCUCCUGGAGCCAGUAAAUAGAGACUUUCACCAGAAAUUUGAUUUGGUUAUUAAGGCCGAACAGGACAAUGGCCACCCUCUUCCUGCUUUUGCCAGUCUACAUAUUGAAAUACUGGAUGAGAACAAUCAGAGCCCGUAUUUCACAAUGCCCAGUUAUCAAGGCUAUAUUCUGGAAUCUGCCCCAGUGGGAGCAACUAUUUCCGACAGUCUAAAUUUGACCACCCCUCUAAGAAUUGUAGCUCUCGACAAGGAUAUAGAAGAUACAAAAGACCCAGAGCUUCACCUUUUUCUGAAUGAUUAUACUUCAGUCUUCACUGUCACACAGACUGGAAUCACUCGCUACCUCACCUUGCUUCAACCUGUGGACAGGGAAGAACAGCAAAUUUACACCUUUUCGAUAACAGCAUUUGAUGGUGUGCAAGAAAGUGAGCCAGUUAUCGUUAAUAUUCGGGUGAUGGAUGCAAAUGAUAACACUCCAACGUUCCCUGAAAUAUCCUAUGAUGUCUAUGUUUAUACAGAUAUGAACCCUGGAGACAGUGUUAUACAGCUCACUGCAGUCGACGCAGACGAAGGGUCAAACGGGGAGAUCACAUAUGAAAUCCUGGUUGGGGCUCAGGGAGACUUCAUCAUCAAUAAAACAACAGGGCUUAUCACCAUCGCUCCAGGGGUGGAAUUGAUAGUUGGGCGGACAUAUGCGCUCACCGUCCAAGCAGCGGAUAAUGCUCCUCCAGCAGAGAGAAGGCACUCCAUCUGCACUGUGUACAUUGAAGUGCUUCCUCCAAAUAAUCAAAGCCCGCCUCGCUUCCCACAGCUGAUGUAUAGCCUUGAAAUCAGUGAAGCCAUGAGGAUUGGUGCUGUUUUAUUAAAUCUACAGGCAACUGAUCGAGAGGGUGACCCAAUAACAUAUGCCAUUGAGAAUGGAGAUCCCCAGCGAGUUUUUAACCUCUCAGAAACUACUGGGAUUCUAACCUUAGGGAAAGCACUGGACCGGGAAAGCACUGAUCGCUACAUUCUGAUUGUCACUGCUUCUGAUGGCCGUCCGGAUGGGACCUCAACUGCCACAGUGAAUGUGGUGGUGACAGAUGUCAAUGACAAUGCUCCAGUGUUUGAUCCCUAUCUGCCCAGAAAUCUGUCAGUGGUAGAAGAAGAAGCCAAUGCCUUUGUGGGUCAAGUAAGGGCAACCGACCCUGAUGCGGGAUAAGAUGGUCAAGUCCACUACAGUUUGGGUAACUUCAAUAAUCUUUUUCGAAUCACAUCCAAUGGAGGCAUUUACACAGCUGUGAAGCUUAACAGAGAAGAGGACUACUAUGAACUUGUUGUUGUGGCAACUGAUGGAGCAGUGCACCCUCGUCAUUCAACUCUAACACUGGCCAUCAAGGUUCUGGAUAUUGAUGAUAAGCCUGUGUUCACCAACUCAACAUAUACUGUUGGUGAAGAGAAUCUGCCACCGGGGACCACUUUCCUUCAAAUAGAGGCCAAAGAUGUUGACCUUGGAGCAAAUGUGUCUUAUCGGAUAAGAAGUCCAGAAGUCAAGCACUUUUUUGCACUACAUCCAUUUACAGGAGAACUCUCCCUUUUAAGGAGUUUGGACUAUGAGUCAUUUCCAGACCAGGAAGCAAGUAUCACUUUUCUAGUGGAGGCCUUUGAUAUUUAUGGAACAAUGCCACCUGGCAUUGCUACUGUCACAGUGAUAGUGAAGGAUAUGAAUGAUUAUCCUCCAGUAUUUAGUAAACGGAUCUACAAGGGGAUGGUGGCUCCCGAUGCCGUCAAGGGUACACCUAUCACAACCGUUUAUGCUGAAGAUGCAGACCCUCCUGGAUUACCUGCAAGUCGUGUGAGGUAUAGAGUAGAUGAUAUCCAGUUUCCUUAUCCUGCCAGUAUUUUUGAUGUAGAAGAAGAUUCUGGAAGAGUAAUAACUCGUGUCAAUCUUAAUGAAGAGCCUACAACAAUUUUCAAGUUGGUGGUUGUUGCUUUUGAUGAUGGUGAGCCUGUGAUGUCCAGCAGUGCCACUGUUAAAAUUCUUGUCUUACAUCCUGGAGAAAUCCCACGCUUCACACAAGAGGAAUACAGGCCUCCUCCAGUAAGCGAACUUGCAGCCAAAGGGACUAUGGUUGGUCUAAUUUCUGCUGCAGCCAUCAAUCAGAGUAUUGUGUACUCCAUUGUUUCGGGAAAUGAAGAGGAUAAGUUUGGAAUUAAUAACAUCACGGGUGUGAUCUAUGUAAAUGCCCCUCUGGAUUAUGAGACAAGGACAAGCUACGUACUUCGAGUCCAAGCAGAUUCCCUGGAAGUGGUCCUUGCCAAUCUCCGAGUUCCUUCAAAAAGCAAUACAGCUAAAGUGUAUAUUGAGAUUCAGGAUGAAAAUGAUCAUCCCCCAGUUUUUCAGAAAAAAUUCUACAUUGGAGGUGUAUCUGAAGAUGCAAGAAUGUUUGCUUCUGUGCUCAGAGUUAAGGCUACUGAUAAAGAUACCGGCAAUUAUAGUGCCAUGGCAUACAGACUCAUAAUCCCACCAAUUAAAGAGGGAAAAGAAGGAUUUGUGGUGGAAACAUACACAGGGCUUAUCAAAACAGCUAUGCUCUUCCAUAAUAUGAGGAGAUCUUACUUCAAGUUUCAAGUCAUCGCAACUGACGACUAUGGGAAGGGACUGAGUGGCAAAGCAGAUGUGCUUGUCUCUGUGGUCAAUCAGCUGGAUAUGCAAGUCAUCGUUUCUAAUGUACCUCCUACUCUAGUGGAAAAAAAGAUAGAAGAUCUUACAGAGAUUUUGGAUCGUUAUGUUCAGGAGCAAAUUCCUGGUGCCAAGGUUGUGGUGGAGUCCAUCGGUGCUCGCCGGCAUGGCGAUGCUUUUUCUCUAGAAGAUUACACUAAGUGUGACUUGACUGUCUAUGCAAUUGACCCCCAAACGAACAGAGCCGUUGACAGAAAUGAGCUUUUUAAAUUUUUGGAUGGCAAACUACUCGAUAUCAAUAAAGACUUUCAGCCAUAUUAUGGAGAAGGAGGACGCAUCUUGGAGAUCCGGACUCCAGAGGCAGUGACCAGCAUUAAAAAGCGAGGAGAAAGUCUAGGCUAUACAGAAGGGGCCUUGCUGGCUCUGGCUUUUAUCAUCAUCCUCUGCUGUAUUCCAGCCAUCUUGGUGGUUUUGGUCAGCUACAGACAGUUUAAAGUACGCCAAGCUGAGUGCACCAAGACAGCGCGCAUCCAGUCCGCCCUGCCUGCAGCUAAACCAGCAGCGCCUGCCCCGGCACCAGUGGCGAUGCCUCCACCACCCCCGCCUCCUCCGGGUGCACAUCUCUAUGAAGAACUUGGGGAUAGCACAAUGAGAGGUUAUACAUCAGAGCAACAACAACUGCUGAGGCCUUCUCUUCUUAAACCAGAGGAGUUAUCCAUGGAGUCUGGAAUUGAUCCUGGCCAGGAAUAUGGACAAGAUUAUUACAGUUAUGAGCAUGGGUAUGAAAUGCCUCAAUAUGGAAGUCGCCGUCGUUUGUUACCACCAGCUGGACAAGAGGAAUAUGGUGAGGUGGUUGGUGAAGCUGAGGAGGAAUAUGAGGAGGAAGAGGAAAAGGCAAAGAAAGUUAGAAAACCCAAAGUUGAAAUCAGAGAGCCUAGUGAGGAGGAAGAAGUAGUUGUCACUAUUGAAAAGCCACCAGCAGCUGAGCCUACAUACACGACGUGGAAGAGAGCCAGGAUAUUCCCCAUGAUUUUUAAGAAAGUUAAAGGACUAGCUGAUAGAAGAGCCGUCAUCCACCUUGAGGAUGAAGAGUGGCAGAGACGUCUUGAGGAAGAAGAUAAAGAUUAUUUGAAACUAACUUUGGACCAAGAGGAAGCUACAGAAAGCACAGUAGAAUCAGAGGAGGAGGAAUCUUCCAGCGACUAUACUGAAUACAGUGAAGAGGAAUCUGAGUUCAGCGAGUCGGAGACAACGGAAGAGGAGUCUGAGUCGGAGACACCUUCUGAGGAAGAAGAGAGUUCCACCCCUGAGUCAGAAGAAUCAGAAUCCACAGAGUCAGAAGGAGAAAAGGCAAGGAAAAACAUUGUUCUUGCAAGAAGAAGGCCUGUUGUUGAAGAGGUCAAGGAAGUAAAAGGCAGAAAAGAGAAGCCCCCUCAAGAGCCAGAAGAACCGAAAGUGAAGGAGGAAGAAGAAGGCCCAGCAGAAGUUCAAGAAAGUGAACUGGCCCCUGUGGAAGAACCAAUAGACCUCGAAUCUCAACAUAUCACUGAGGAGGGCAGUGCAGAGUCAGCUUCUGUGGAGGGAGGUGUGGAAAGUGAGGAGGAAUCAGAAUCGGGCAGUAGUAGCAUCAGUAGUGAAAGCCAGUCUGGAGGUCCUUGGGGCUUUCAGGUGCCAGAGUAUGACCCAAGCAAGCAUGCAAACCAAAAGAAGUCCCCAGGAGCAAACUCAGAAGGUUACAACACAGCUCUUUAAAAAAGAUCACAGUAGGUGAAAGUUUUGCAGUGAUGAGUGCUCUUGUGUGCAGUGCUUUCUGUGUGUUCUCUGAAAUGACACUUGAAGAGGAGGAAAUUGAUCAUGAAUUUUAUCUGAUUUAAGAUUAGAAGCAUGCCAGAAAAGUGAAUAUAUAUGCUAUCCAAAUAGAUUUGUAUGUUAGAAUUUACCAGGAUAAAUCUGACUAAUCUUUUUUAUUUUAGUAAUUCAGAAGACAUGCAAUCAGUUUUUAUAUCUUUAUAUAUAAAAUAAAUCCUUAAGAAAAGCUACAACAAAUGAGAGCUCUGCAAGUCUACUUCUGCAUAUAUGUACAUUUCAGCUGGCAAAGGUAUUAUCAAAAAUACCAUGAAUGUGUUUAGGUUUAUAGCUGGCACUUUCAAAUAUUAGGAGUUAGAAUAAAUUUUAAAAAAAUAAAAUUUAUUACUAUUUCUUUUCUGAGUGUGAAUUAAAAUAGAUUUAGAAAAAAUUAAAUUGUAACUUACAAUUUUUUAUGGGUAACAUGAUUAAUUUUGAACUAUAUUUUUGGAAAUCCAAAAGCAUAGCUUACUUAGUAUAACAUGUUGGUAGUUCACAUAUCCCCAAAAUGCAAUACUAUUUUAAGAAUAACCAAGUAUUUUUUAACGUUUACACCUUGCCAUUUCUAGUGUGGAUCGGUAAAAGAAAAAUAAAUUUGUGGAAAUGUCCAUUAUGUUCCAGUUACUUACGAAAGGAAAAUUUAUAAUCAUUGGUUUUGGUUUUGUGUAUUACCAAAUAAAUACCAUAGGAAGGGAAGAUAUUUUUGUUUAAGUUAACAUAUAUUGAAAUAGUAUGACCCAUAAAUCAGAAUGCUUCAAAUGAAUAAAUGCAUUAAAUUAUACAAAAGUUUUGGCUAAUAAUGGAGGAUUAAUUAGGAAUUAGAAUAUUACAAGUGUCAAGUACCUUUAAAAUAUUAGGAAUGGAAGUAUUAUGUGAAUAGAAUAUACUAAUAAUGCUGGGCAUUCCUUUCAAUUUAACUUUCUUAAAGAGCAUAGCAACUGUCAAACAGUGGAUCACAUUCUUAAAUAUAACCAGUAUACCUUUUUUUCAUGGUUGAGCAGUAAUUGGAUCUAAACGAAUACAGGUACUUCCUGAAACGUCUACAUUCUAAUUCAGCAACUUUUUUUCCAGAAGUUAUUAAGCUCUAAAAGCAAUGAAGAAUUGGUAGAAAAGAAAUGAAUUAAUAAAGAAGUUCUUCCCUUAACUUCUGAGUUAUUUACCUUUGUUAGCUUUCUGUCAAAGGUUUUGAAUUUCACAGGCAUUGUAAUCCUUACUCUUUUAAUUCUUUAGGUAAUGACUC
Messenger RNA from Sus scrofa (pig), 7778 nucleotides. It is a transcript of the gene PCDH15, whose product is annotated as protocadherin related 15. Gene Ontology annotation, cellular component: stereocilium; cell-cell junction; plasma membrane. The record is from RefSeq and is a predicted model, not a curated record. Lineage: Eukaryota; Metazoa; Chordata; Mammalia; Artiodactyla; Suidae. Gene Ontology annotation, molecular function: calcium ion binding. Gene Ontology annotation, biological process: inner ear development; sensory perception of sound; homophilic cell-cell adhesion.